Messenger RNA from Daucus carota subsp. sativus, 3245 nucleotides. Its product is annotated as LRR receptor-like serine/threonine-protein kinase GSO2. The record is from RefSeq and is a predicted model, not a curated record. NCBI's taxonomy places the organism in Eukaryota, Viridiplantae, Streptophyta, Magnoliopsida, Apiales, Apiaceae. The transcript is spliced from 2 exons. Gene Ontology annotation, molecular function: ATP binding; protein kinase activity; protein binding. Gene Ontology annotation, biological process: protein phosphorylation. The coding region runs from base 210 to 3059 and encodes 949 amino acids.
AGUCAACGUCAGUUCCACACGCUACUUUACUACAACUAGUCUACUCCUGCCAUUUGCUUUACAUUUAUUUAACAUUCCUCUGUAUGCAUAGAAUAAUCCCCUACUCAAUCUUACUUGUGCACAAACUCCAAGACACACCCUCCUGUUCUUUCUCGUUUUUUCACUAGAGCAUCAAAUUCUUGUCUCCUCGGACACAAACACAAGCUAAAAUGAGAAGAAGGUAUGUUGAUAUCUCCUCUGUUUUGCUCUGUUUUUUCUUGAUAGACUAUGUUUCUUCUCAGUUGUCCCCUGCCCAGAACUCAACUAUGUCUAGGCUCUAUGGCCUUGUAACAUCAAACACAAGUUCAAAUCCAAAUGAAUGGACUCAUGUUGAAUUUGCUCAAAACCCAUGUUCUUGGUCUGGUGUUUCUUGUAGUGUUGAUAAUACUAGUGUGAUAAGACUGAAGUUUGCUAAGUUUGGUUUGUCUGAUGUUGAGAUUCUUUCUGUUCCCUGCCAACUUGAUAGUUUGGAAAGUCUUGAUUUUUCUAAUAAUCAUUUUGGGGGGAUCCCAAAUGAGUUUAUUGAUGUUUGUGGUAAGAUUAGUGGGUUAAAGACGUUGAAUUUUAGUAGAAAUAGGCUUGUUCAGUUGCCUGUUUUUAAGGGUUUUCUUGGGUUGGAAUUUUUGGAUUUUUCUUUUAAUGAAAUUAAUGGGACAUUUGGUUCUCAGUUGAAUGAUUUAGCCGGGUUAAAAGGGUUGAAUCUUGGGGACAAUAAAUUAUCUGGGCUGCUUCCGGCGAGUCUAGAAAAUUUUAGUCAGUUAAAGGAGCUCCAGCUCGGUGGUAAUGAAUUUCAGGGGAGUAUUCCUGGAGAGAUUGCGAAUUGUAGGAAUUUAACCCUGAUUGAUCUUGGUGGGAAUAGGUUGUCUGGCUUGAUUCCGGAGAGAUUUGGAGAACUUUUAGAGUUAGAGAGUUUGAUUUUGUCCGUCAACAAUUUGAGCGGUGAAAUUCCCAAGUCACUGCUGAAGAUCACAACCCUUUCGCGGUUUUCUGCUCAUCAGAAUAAUUUUGUUGGUGAAAUUCCAGUUGGGAUGACUAAACAUCUCAAAAUUUUGGACCUGAGUUUUAAUAAACUAAAUGGGUCUAUUCCGGUGGACCUUCUGUCACCAUCAAAUUUGGAGACGGUGGAUUUAUCUGACAAUGGAAUGGUGGGGUCAAUACCUGCUGAUAUAUCUCCGAGAUUGUUUAGGUUGAGACUGGGAAACAACUAUUUAAGUGGAACAAUUCCCACAUCAUUUGGAAAGCUUAGCAAUUUGACAUAUUUGGAGCUGGAAAACAAUAUGCUGACUGGACAGAUUCCUCCUGAGCUGGGACUUUGCCAUAGUUUAGCACUUUUGAACUUUGGUUACAACAACUUAAGUGGUACUUUGCAGGAGCAACUGGGCAAACUUACCAACCUCCAGGUAUUAUAUUUGCAAUUUAACAAUUUGUCUGGGAUAAUACCAGAUCGAAUUUCUGAAUUAUACAGUCUGCAAAGACUGAAUCUGAGCCGGAAUGCCUUUAGUGGUCAAAUACCAUCAUCAAUCUCUAGUUUGAAAAAUCUUACAAAUUUAUAUUUGCAAGGAAACCAGCUUAGUGGUGCAAUACCUGAUACAAUUGGUGGUUUAAGUAAUUUAAUUGAACUUCAACUCGGAAACAACCAACUUGGUGGAGUCAUUAAAUCUUUGCCAAAAAGCUUGCAGAUUGCUUUGAAUCUCAGCAAAAACAACUUUGAAGGAGAUAUUCCGAAGGUUCUAUCUACAUUAGGUCUGCUUGAAGUUCUGGACUUGUCAAACAACAAGUUCUCUGGCAAAAUCCCUGAAUUUCUGGUUAAUUUGGGUACCCUAACUCACCUUUUACUCUCAAACAAUCAACUGUCUGGAGUUAUACCGAUGUUUGGAACACAUGUUACUGUUGAUACAAAUGGGAAUAAGGGUCUUAUCAGAAGUACAACCCCUUCUCUACCAGUCUCGAAAGGCAAAAGGAAAGUUUCAGCUGGCGUGGUGAUUGCAACAGCUGCCAGUGUUCUGGUUGUUGCUAUAAUUGUAUUUGUUGCUCUAUAUAUCUUCAGGAAAUAUUACAGAGUGAACAAUGUACACUCAAGUCUAGGAGAAGAUAUACCUCAACCACAAGUCGUCCAGAGGAAAUUGUUAACCGAAAAUGGUAUUCACAGGUCAAAUAUCGAGUUCAAUUCCGCUAUGAAUGCUGUCGCCAAUCCUUCAAACAUCAUGGUCAAAACUCGGUUUUCAACCUAUUACAAAGCUGUAAUGCCAUCUGGUAAAAAAUACUUUGUCAAAAAGCUGAAUUGGAGCGACAAGAUAUUCCAAAUGGGUAGCCACGAGAAGUUUGGAGAAGAGCUAAAAGUUCUGGGGAAGUUGAACAAUUCAAACGUGAUGUCUCCCCUUGCCUAUGUCUUAGCCACUGAUAAUGCAUACCUGUUCUACGAGUUUGCAGAAAAUGGCACCCUUUUUGAUUUUCUUUAUAAUAAUUCAGAUAAUGAGUUGGAAUGGUCAAGUCGUUACAGUAUAGCACUUGGAGUAGCUCAAGGUUUGGCUUUUCUCCAUGGGUACACUUCUGGCCCAAUUUUACUGUUAGACCUUUCGAGCAAAAGCAUCAUGCUGAAGUCCUCAAAAGAGCCUCAGCUCGGAGAUAUUGAGCUUUUUAAGGUUAUUGAUCCUGCAAAGAGUACAGGCAGUCUUUCUACUAUUGCUGGUUCUGUUGGCUACAUUCCUCCAGAGUAUGCUUACACAAUGAGGGUCACAAUGGCUGCCAAUGUUUACAGCUUCGGGGUAAUUCUGUUGGAACUACUUUCUGGAAAACCAGCAGUGUCACAGGGGAUGGAGUUGGCCAAGUGGGCUUUGAGCAAGUCAUCUCAGCAAGACAAGUUGGAUCAGAUUCUUGAUUUCAGGCUGAGCAGAACAUCACCAGCAAUUAAAAGCCAGAUGCUAUCAAUCCUUAAGGUUGCACUUACUUGCGUUAGUGUUUCACCAGACGCAAGGCCAAAAAUGAAGAGUGUGCUUCGAAUGCUAUUAACAGCAAGAUAGAUUAUUCUCGUGGGUAAAACUAUAAUACCAGCAACUUAAUACAUGCAUAAGAAUACAGUUUUUGAUAGUCUGUAUGGUUGCAGAGCUGCAAUUGUUUUCCAUACAGUAUACUACUAAAGUGUAAUUACAAAAUGUAAGAUAUAUAUAUUUAUAAAGCUAAAUCUAAGUUUGUAUUGUUGUUUAUAA